AUGUGUGAUGCGUUCUCAAAAGAUGUUAGUAUCGAUGCGGUUAUUAAAGCCGACUGGCAACGGCUCAAGUCAAUUCUUCAAGUGCAGGCAAAUAGACGCAAGUGUGGUGAACCGAAUCGUAUGAUAUUGGUGGAUAUAUUGAACACAACGGCUGGUUUGCUUCGUAAUUCAGCCUACAUUCUGGAACGACUGCAACGUGCCGGUAUUCCCGAUGUACCGAUGGGAAUUGGUAUUGCUCUAAUGGUUGCCAUCACUGAGGCACGAGCGAAGAGUGUACAUUCUGAGGCCAUGAAUCUCAUCUUAUAA
Messenger RNA from Anisakis simplex (herring worm), 306 nucleotides. The record is from the annotation of a GenBank genome assembly. Lineage: Eukaryota; Metazoa; Nematoda; Chromadorea; Rhabditida; Anisakidae.